Cyprinodon tularosa is the source of this 3304-nucleotide messenger RNA. RefSeq names its product integrin alpha-6-like. Lineage: Eukaryota; Metazoa; Chordata; Actinopteri; Cyprinodontiformes; Cyprinodontidae. The coding region runs from base 40 to 3189 and encodes 1049 amino acids. Gene Ontology annotation, molecular function: integrin binding. The record is from RefSeq and is a predicted model, not a curated record. Gene Ontology annotation, biological process: cell-matrix adhesion; leukocyte migration; integrin-mediated signaling pathway. The transcript has 25 exons. Gene Ontology annotation, cellular component: external side of plasma membrane; integrin complex.
GCUCAGUGUGAGAAAUAAGUGAAUUCAGACCACAGGAUCAUGGCAACAAGUUGGUAUAUUGUGUCCCUGUGGAUAUUUUGGAAGAUCUUUAAUGUUGCAGCUUUUAACCUGGACACCCAGAAUAUAUUGCUAAAACAAGGAGAUCCAGGCACUUUGUUUGGAUUUUCUGUUGCUUUCCAUCAGCAGCAAAGCCCUUCCAGAAGAAAUCUAUUACUUGUUGGAGCUCCACGGGCAAAACAUCAGAAUCAAGUAAAUGUUACAGGAGUUGUUUACAGUUGUGAUCUGGAUUCAACAUCUGAACGCUGUCAGCCAAUCGAGUUUAACAGUGAAGAGUUUCUUGAUAGUAAAUACGUAAACAACCAGUGGAUGGGAAUUAAAGUCACAAGCCAAGGUCAUGGAAGAAAUGUAUUGGUUUGUGCUCACCGAUAUCAGGAGGGGAGUUCAAGCCAAUACUCCCCCAAUGUGCUGACUGGUCAGUGCUACCUUCUAGGAGAUGACCUGCAAGUUGGGGCAAAAGAGAGGAGUUGGAGGAGGGUAGUUUGUGAUCUUGAACACCUGAGCAGACGGCAAAAGAACCAGGACUGGUUUGCAUACUGCCAACAGGGUCAUGGAGCAGCUUUUGCAAAGGAUAACACUUCAUUGCUAAUUGGAGCGCCAGGGGCUUACCAGUGGAAAGGUAUUGUACGAAUGGAGCAUUUGGAUGACUUGGACUUUGACAGUGAAAGGCCAUGUGAAACUGGUGAUAUUGACCAGUUUAACCAUAAACUGAUUCCUCUCCGGAGAACCAGCUACCUUGGGUUUUCUGUAGACUCUGGAAUGACCCUCCUCAAACAGGGGGAGCUGACAAUCGUAUCAGGAGCUCCCAGAGGGGGUUACAGCGGCCAGGUGGCGUUCAUGAAGACAGACCCUUUGGCCAAGAGAAAUCUGUCUGUGGAGCUGGUUCUGUCAGGGCCUGGUUUGGCCUCCUCCUUUGGUUAUGAUGUGGCAGUGCUGGAUCUUAAUAAUGACGGCUGGGAUGAUCUUGCUGUUGGAGCACCAGAGUUCUUUGUGAAAGACGGUAAAAUUGGAGGAGCAGUUUUCAUCUUUAUUAAUACUGAAGGAAAAAACUGGGAGAAAAUUGUUCCCAUCCAACUUCAUGGCAACGCAGACUCCAUGUUUGGACUUGCAGUGGAAAAUAUCGGCGACAUUAACCGCGAUGGUUAUGGAGAUAUUGCAGUUGGGGCACCAUAUGAUAACUCUGGUCGAGUGUAUCUGUACUAUGGAUCACCUAGUGGUAUCAACAAAAAAACGGCACAGGUACUUUCACCAGGUUUGAAGACAGUAAGUCUUUUUGGAUAUUCACUAAGCGGUAACCUGGACAUGGAUAACAAUGAUUACCCUGAUCUGGCUGUAGGCUCCCUGUCAGACCAUGUUUUUGUUUUCAGAGCUAAGCCGGUGGUCAGUUUCAUCCCCUCUCUUAACAUAACACCAAGUCAAAUAGACAUAAUGAAGGAAGGCUGCGAUAAACGAACAUGUUCUUUUUCAGGUCAUUCAUGCUUUUCUUACACAUCAUAUCCAGCGUCUUUUAACCCAAAACUGAUGCUCAACUACACUUUCAAAGCUGACUAUGGUCAGAAGAGUUCCAGACCCAGAGUUAUCCUCAAAGGUUCUGCCCAAAGAAACCUGGAGCUGCCGAGACAACAAAAACAAAUCUGUACUCGCAUACAGCUCCAUCUUCUGAGAGACAUUAAGGACAAACUGCGAAGCAUCCCGGUCUCUGUGACCUUGUCUCUGUGGAAAUCUACUGAAACAACCUCAGGGAGUUCAGAUCAGUCCAACAUGGAUCCUGUCCUGAACAUCUACGGCCAAAGCACUGCUGUGGCUGAGAUUACUCUAAUAAAUCAGGGUUGUGGCAGUGACAACCUCUGCCAGAGCAAUCUAGAGUUAAACUACAAGUUCUGCUCAAGAAAGACACAAAAUGACCAAAAUAUUUUCCAAUCACUUGUUGGAGAUGAUGGUGUCGCUGUCAUCACUCCUUCGGGUGAAGAAAUUGCUUUGGAGAUUACUGUGACAAACAGAGAUGGGGAUGAUGCACAUCAGUGUCACUCCGUCAUUAUGCUCCCAGAUACGGUGCGCUAUUCAUCGGUUUUGUCCAGUGGAGGAGAGGAAGACAUCAGCUGUACAGCCAAUGACAACGGAACACUGAUAGACUGCCAUCUUGGAAAUCCUCUCCAAAGAGACGCUGAGGUUACCUUUCACAUCAUGCUAACAACAUCUGGUAUCACACUGAAUACGAAUAUGGUCAAUGUCACCCUGCAACUUAAAACAACAAGCAUACAGACGAUACCGCCGGUCGAGGCAUUGGCCAAAGUGGUUUUUGAGCUGGAGCUGCAAGUUUAUGGGCAACUAAGCCCAUCCCAAGUCUCACUCAGUGAUAUUGUGAAGGGGGAAAGUGGCAUCAAGUCAAUAGAGGAAAUUGGCCCAUCAGUUCAGUAUGAAUUCAGGAUUACAAACCUAGGCAGGCCACUAAAUUCUUUUGCAAAUGCAUCCCUCAACAUUAAUUGGCCAAAGGAGAACUCGGUGGGAAAAUGGCUGCUGUACUUAGUUCACAUAAGCAGUGAGGGAGUUCAUGCUGUCCCUUGUAGCAGUGCUGAUGAGAUCAAUCCACUCAAACCAGUAAAGGGUUGGGAUGCUCCACCAAGGCAAAGACGUGAAGCAGAACUUGAUGCUUUGUCAACUGAUGGGCUUUCAUUUCUUCCAUUAAGAAGAAAAUAUAAAACUUUGUCAUGCUCAGAUGGGCUGAGAUGUGUUCAGAUCCACUGCCCCCUGCUAAGUCUAGACACUACUGCACGUAUCGUCCUUCACUCUCGCCUUUGGAAUGCAACUAUGGCUGAGGAUUACAGCUCCUUUAAUUACAUCAGUAUUGUUGUGGAAGCGUAUCUAAGCCUAAGUAGAUCCUUCGAGAAUAUUGGACUGAAACCAAAAAAAACAUUUACUCGGGUAAAGCUGACAGUGUUCCCUGUGAGAAAAGUUGAAAUCUUGACCAAAGUUGCCUGGUGGAUCAUCCUUCUGACCAUCCUGUCCCUGCUGCUGUGUUUGGUUUUUAUUGGCUACUUAUUAUGGAAGCGGGACUGCAUCCACAGCCUUGCCCAUAAAAAGCAGUCGCAUGUUCAAGAUCUGAAAGCAGAGUUGGCUCCUCUCCAAGGUUAAAGUAAAUGUCUCAAAAGUUAGAUGAUAAUGGAUAAUGUUAUAAUUGUUUUCUGAUUUCUGCUCUUCUUUUGCAUCCUUUAGUAUGCAACACAAAUAAAAAAAUGUGAAACCUUAA